Cygnus atratus (black swan) is the source of this 1659-nucleotide messenger RNA. Its product is annotated as gonadotropin-releasing hormone II receptor-like. The transcript is spliced from 6 exons. Gene Ontology annotation, cellular component: membrane. NCBI's taxonomy places the organism in Eukaryota, Metazoa, Chordata, Aves, Anseriformes, Anatidae. The coding region runs from base 547 to 1659 and encodes 370 amino acids. Gene Ontology annotation, biological process: G protein-coupled receptor signaling pathway. Gene Ontology annotation, molecular function: gonadotropin-releasing hormone receptor activity; peptide binding. The record is from RefSeq and is a predicted model, not a curated record.
GCCGCGGGCUGGACAACCCCCGGCGAGGUGAUGGUAAACGCAGAGCUCGGCGAAAAGGAGCGCUGCCCCGGUCAAGGCGGGCAGGGCUGCAGCUGAUUUGUGCUGGCAAAGCACCAGCCGGCUUUUCCCCAGCUGGAGCAUUGAGCUAAAAGCUGCUCAGUGGUGUGCAGCUUAAUCAUUGCACCAAGCCGUGUGGGGCUGAGACGGGGCAAAAGAGGCUGCUGCUGGCUUGCAGGGGACCAAGUGUCUGCAUUCCAGCUUCGGAAGAGUUUCCGAGCCAGCAAGUGAGGGUGCAGAAACAGCUGCCUUUCCCAAGAGCAUCGUCUCCUCCCCACGUAGACAAGGAGAGACUGGAGCCACCAAACAUCCCGCAGCCUCGUCCUUUCCAAAAAGCGGUGAUAUCCCUGCACGAAGCUCACCCAAGGAUGUUUUUAAACCUCGGAUGCUGCUCAGAGAGGCAAAGUUUCCAGCUGCUCCCCUUGAAGACACACCGCAUUCCUCACCCCCUACCAGGGGGUCGCUUGGCCACCAGCGUUUUGGCAGGGCAUGAGCCAGCCCCGCGCACCUCCCCACCACCUCCCCACGGACGGGGACAUCAACGCCUCGGCCGCUCACUGCCCCCAGCACUGGGUCGAGCCCCGGUUCACGCAGGCGGCGAGGGUGCGCGUGGCCAUCACGGCCGUCUUCUUCUUGCUGGCGGCGUGCAGCAACGCGGCGGUGCUGGGCAGCCUGCUGAGGAAGAGGAGGAAAUCCCACGUGCGGCCGCUCAUCCUCAGCCUGGCGCUGGCCGACCUGCUGGUGACGGUGGCGGUGAUGCCCCUGGAUGCUGUGUGGAACGUGACGGUGCAGUGGUAUGGCGGCGAGCUCUCCUGCAAGCUCCUCAACUUCCUCAAGCUCUUUGCCAUGUACGCAGCUGCCCUGGUGCUGGUGGUGAUCAGCCUGGACCGGCACGCCGCCGUCCUCCGACCCUUCGCCCGUGCUCGACGCCGCAACGGGCUGCUGCUGCGUGCCGCCUGGGCGGGCAGCGUGCUCCUGGCUGCUCCGCAGCUUUUCCUCUUCCACCUGCACACGAUCCCAGGAGGGAACUUCACCCAGUGCGUUACCCACGGCAGCUUCCGAGCGCACUGGGAGGAAACCCUCUACAACAUGUUCACCUUCACCACCCUCUACAUCACCCCCCUGAGCAUCAUGAUCGUUUGCUACACCCGAAUCAUCUGGGAGAUCAGUAAGCAGCUCAAGGUCAACAAAGGUCUGGUAAGAAAUCAAAACGACCCCAUCUCCAAGGCGCGCAUGAAGACCCUCAAGAUGACGGUCGUGAUCGUCGCCACCUUUGUCAUCUGCUGGACCCCGUACUACCUGCUGGGCUUGUGGUACUGGUUCCAGCCAGCCAUGAUCCACAGGACGCCCGAGUACAUCAACCACAGCUUCUUUCUCUUCGGCUUGCUACACACGUGCACCGACCCGGUCAUUUACGGGCUGUACACUCCCUCGUUUCGGGAGGACGUGCAGCUGUGUCUCAGGGGCAUCAAAACAGCAAUCACCAGGCACGAGAGACAUAAACCUGCCUCAGCCUUGGAGAAAACCAUCAAGGAUGGGGCUGGAAAUGGCAGGGGGGCAUCAGGGGGCUCCAGCGGGACAACUGUCAACACGGUGUGCUGA